UCAUUUGUGAUUGUGACGUUUCGCUCGAGUUCCACUCAUUUAUCUCUGCGAGCUGGCUGCACCGACAAGGGACUAAAAAAUACUCCCAAAAUAAAGAACUGGAGUUUGAAAUUUUGCAGUUUUGCACAUUUAUUAUCGUAGAAUCAAUUAAGUUCAUUCUAGCUUGGAGAAUUGUUCGAUCAAAAUGGAAAAGCGGUCAUCUAACAAUACCCCCAAAGGGAGUCGAGUUCCGUUCGAGAAAUGGAUGGGUGAACUCGCAAGUGGAAAGGUGGAUGAUUUGUGUGCGCACAUGGCGAAAUUGCAGGCUGUAAUGUCCGACCCUGCUUAUUUGGAUGAGACAUUCGAGUUUCUGGUCAGGAUGGAUUUGCCAAAGGCUGAAGGACAAACUACACCGUGGCUUUACAACGUGGAAAGGAAACGUUUCAAGGACGCAUUUACUUGGGAGGGCAAAAAUAGUUUGCAAGAUCAGAUGAAAUAUGCCUCCUUCGUCAUGAGAUCGCUAAAUAUGCCUGGUGAAUUUCACGGCGUUGAAGAUGUAGCCGAUAUUACCAUUGUAAACUCCCUGGACUUCAUGAUAACUUACUACGAGACGGCUAAGCAAACUGAACAGAAGAGCUUGGAAUUGCGGAUGUUAUCUCGAGACCGACUGCACCACUUGGAGUCUUCUUUGAAACGGGAGGAACAGACGAUGGCUGAACUUUCUAUAAUUACUAAGGAAUUCAAGGAAUACAUUCAGGAAUUUAAGGCUGGCAAAAUUACAGUGGAAUCUCUCAAGGAAAUGGACCUUGGUCGAAAGAGAAUUGUAAAUGUGUUUAGAAAACGGACCAGUGAUAUUGAUGCACAAAUGCAAGAGGAAAAGAGCAAGAUGCCGUCACUGUUGACUUCAAAGAACGAUGUAUCCCGUCUGGUGGAAAAUCUUGGGGAAAUGGAAAAAAUGUGGUCAAAGCAAUUGGUUAAUAUCAUGCUCAAAUUUAAGAUGUCCCCAAACUUCAGGCCAUUUGAACUCUCCGACAAGAUUAAAAUUGAGAUUGAAGUGGUGGAACGCUUGAAGAAAAUGUGCAAAAGGAUUGAGAUUCUUGGAAAUCUUUUGCUGGCGGAGACCGACGUGGCUAAAAAGAACAAGUUUGAGGAGGAUUUGAAAAAGGAAGAAGAUGAGUUGAAAACGUUUUCGGAGAAAAAGGAAACAGUUGAUGCAUUUGCUUUUGUGAACACUGGGACCAUGCAGCUGAUGAAGAGAGCGUGCAAUAAUGAAGAAAUUAUCAACGAAACAAUGGAUGAAUUAUGGAUUGUUUUCAACGAGCAUGCCAAACGGCACGAGUUGCCAGAUCAGUACGCCGCAACGGAAAAAGAAAUUGAAGAACUCAUCGGUAUUUACAAGGAUGACGAGGUCGACGAGGAGGAACAUGAAAAUGACGAAGACAAGAAAGUUGAGAAUGACGAAGACAAGAAAGUGGAGAAUGACGAAGACAAGAAAGUGGAGAAUGACGAAGAAGAUAACAAGGAGAAUAAGGAGGAAAAUGUCGAAGAUUUUGAGACCAGUUACCAGAAAAAGGGAGACGACUAAAUUUAUGCUUAUGGGUAUCCAUUAAUGAAACCUCAACUAAUUGGACACUGAUUAUUUAAUAAUUCACAUCUAACUCAUGUAUUUUUGAAUCUGACUCCCAAUACUUUAAAUGAUUUAUUGAUUAAACUUGACUAAUUUAUAAGAUGAUGCCAAUUGUAACUUACGAUUUGAUAGCAAGUUAUAACUUAUAAUUUAAUUGAUUCAGUGUCAAUGUUAAGUGCGAGUCGAAUAUAUUUAGUAAUGUAGUAUGACCGAUAUAGAUUGUUAACUUUUAUUUCUUAACCAAGUGUAAAUCUAUUAUUUGUUCGAAUGAAUAGAUAAACGCUCAAAGUUUUCUCAAUUUUCCUUAAA
Messenger RNA from Folsomia candida, 1915 nucleotides. Its product is annotated as RNA polymerase II subunit 5-mediating protein homolog. The record is from RefSeq and is a predicted model, not a curated record. The transcript has 6 exons. NCBI's taxonomy places the organism in Eukaryota, Metazoa, Arthropoda, Collembola, Entomobryomorpha, Isotomidae. Bases 185 to 1564 code for a protein of 459 amino acids.